This is a messenger RNA of Oikopleura dioica, 258 nucleotides long. Lineage: Eukaryota; Metazoa; Chordata; Appendicularia; Copelata; Oikopleuridae. The record is from the annotation of a GenBank genome assembly.
AUGAACAGCAUUCCUGUCAAAUUUUUACUUGGAAAAACUUUUGGUAAAAAUCCGGCAGAUGUGGCUGAAAACGCCAUUCAAGGAUCGCCAAAACUCGGGGCAAAUUCUCAGACUGCAAAAGAGGAACAAGAAGAGCUUCUUCGACAACGAGAGCUAGAAGAAAAGCAACUCGCCGAAAAACAAGCAGUUCGACGAUACGAACGCGCAAAUGUCCGACAAAAUAUUCGGGACAAAUACAAACUCACGAAGGGAUCGUAA